Molecule: messenger RNA, 911 nt
Organism: Paramecium octaurelia
Lineage: Eukaryota; Ciliophora; Oligohymenophorea; Peniculida; Parameciidae
Source: the annotation of a GenBank genome assembly
CAAUGGAGGAACAUCAAUUAGUGAUUGAAUAAUUGGAAAGCAUGAAGAAUUUAAAGCAGUUGUUCCAUAAAAUGAAGAAUGGCAACAUACGGAUUGUUGAUGCCUUUUCAAUCGUGAUCUAUAAAUUGAUUAGACAAUUUAGACCUUCCAGUUCAGAAUAUUUAGUACUUCUUUAGGAAUUGUUUUAUUUGUCAAUAGAUAUGUAAUUGAUUCACACAAGCGAUGUAAUUAUGCGUAACAACAAUAGCAAGUACUCAAAGUAUUGCUAAAGUAAUUUCCGACAUCUGAAAAGGUUUAAAGAUUGAAGGGAUACUUGUUAGAAGCCAAUGGAGAGGAUGAGAAUGCUUUGGUAGUAUAUGAGAAGAUGUUGUCUGAAAAUUUGAUGGAUCAAAACUCGAGGAAGAGGAAAAUAGCAUUGCAAAGAGUAAUUAAUGUAAUAAAUAUAUGAAAGAGACAAAACAAUGUGGAUUAGGCAAUAUCCUUAUUGAAUAUUUUCCUCACUUCAUUUCCGAAUGAUGCUGAAGCUUGGCUUGAGUUGUCUGACAUCUACUAAGAACAUCUGAAUUACUCUAAGGCUUAAUUCUGUCUUGAAGAAGUCUUAUUGCUGAAUUCAUAAGAUCUACAUUUAGCAAUGAAAUUAGCAGAAGUAUUAGUCUUCAAUCAAAUUAAAAGAUCAAUUAUUCCAAUUAGAAUUACACGCAAGCUAAAAACUAUUAUUGCUUUGUCCUAUCCAAAAACCCAAAUGAACCAAGAUGCUUGUGGGGUCUAUUGCAAACAAUAAGAAGGAAGAAGAGAGAAGGAAAUGAUAAAGACCUAGGGACAAUUGUUAUAUAGGCCUUACAGAAAAUCUACAAAUAACAGCCAAUCAAAUAUCCAUUUGAAAAAGUCGCCCUUGAAAUACAAUAGUGAGA